AUGGCCGCCGUUCAAUUGUCAUUUGGUCUCCGUACCUCCUCCAGUGUUAAGACCGUCCACCUUCUCGGUUCAUGGGACAACUACACUGGUCAACUUCCUCUUGCUAAGGACAAGACCUCCUCCAAGUCUGGCGCAUGGAAGGGAACAUUCAGAUUCCAGGGUGCCACCCUCCAAUCUGGUCAACGAUACUGGUAUUACUACAUCAUUGAUGGUUACCACGUUUCCCACGAUCCCGCUACUUCUUCCACCACCGAGCCAACCACCGGCCGCGUGUUGAACAUCCUCGAUGUCCCAAGCGAGAAGUCCUCCAGCCGCUCAUCCAAGAGCUCCAGCUCUUCCAAGCACUCUUCCUCCAGCAAAUCUUCCUCUUCAUCCAAGCACUCUUCAUCUUCCUCCAAGCACUCUUCAUCUUCCUCCAAGCACUCUUCUUCCUCCCGCCGCGAGCACCGCCGCGACAGCUUGGCCUUGGACAUCCCAAAAGGACGUCCCCUUUCUGUCUCCCAAAUCAAGUCGCCAAAGCCAAUCUCCCCACAUGCCACCAAGAACAUUCUCCAAUCCGACUUUGCCGCCCCAACAGUCGAGGAGUUGACUUCCCGCUUCAGCGCAUCCACCAUUGACGAGUAUGAUGACUACGAGUACUCUUCCAGCCCACCAUCAUCCGCUGGCUCCAGCCUCUCCAGCCGCUCCGGUUCAAGCUCCCCAACCAGCUCCCUCAGCGACUACUCCGCUUCCUCCUUGAGCUGCUCUUGCGAGCGAUAUGGCAUCACCCGCUCCGGUGACCGUGUCAAGCUUGACUGUGGUGGAUCCCGAUGUGGUUAUGAUGAUGAGUCCGACUCUUGCUGCUCUUCCGAUGAGGAGGAGAAGUACGUCUCUGCCAGCUCCCGCCGCAACGGUGUUGUCAUCAGAAGAUAG
This is a messenger RNA of Glarea lozoyensis ATCC 20868, 912 nucleotides long. RefSeq lists its product as uncharacterized. The record is from RefSeq and is a predicted model, not a curated record. The coding region runs from base 1 to 912 and encodes 303 amino acids. NCBI's taxonomy places the organism in Eukaryota, Fungi, Ascomycota, Leotiomycetes, Helotiales, Helotiaceae. The transcript has a single exon.